Abrus precatorius (Indian licorice) is the source of this 1365-nucleotide messenger RNA. RefSeq lists its product as uncharacterized. Gene Ontology annotation, cellular component: endoplasmic reticulum. Lineage: Eukaryota; Viridiplantae; Streptophyta; Magnoliopsida; Fabales; Fabaceae. The record is from RefSeq and is a predicted model, not a curated record. The coding region runs from base 83 to 1063 and encodes 326 amino acids. The transcript is spliced from 2 exons.
ACAACUCAAACUACACUUUCGCUCCGUUCUUCAAUCUCUCGCACACACGCAAACACCGAAAUUCUCUCUCUUUCUCUCUCUCAUGGCCCUCUCUCUCCUCUGCUCUCCGAAAUUUCUGACCCUACUGCUACUGCUUUCUGCCAUACCCAUAGGAAUCAUCGUCACUUUGGAGAGAGCUCAAUCCCCCACCCACGUCUAUCACUAUCACAGUUCUGGAUGGUUCAGAGAGUGCGCUAAGUGGGAUUCUUCUCACCGCCGCUUCAUCGUUUCCUUUUUCGAAGGUGGUAUCGGCCAGGUUCUUCUGCCGGAGAAGGAGGACUUGACGUCGCCGUUAGAGGAAGUCACGGUGGUGAAAGAACCCCAAUUGGCCGGAAAUGCUUCUCUGGGUAUUGCCGUUGACGUAGCCAGAAACCGUGUUCUGGUUGUUAACGCUGACGUGUUCGGAAAUCGAUACGGUGCGCUUGCAGCUUACGAUCUUUCCACUUGGAAUCGCCUCUUCUUUACCCAACUCGCUGGUCCCAGUGAUGAGAAAUCUUUUGCAGACGAUGUUGCAGUGGAUGCUGAAGGCAAUGCCUAUGUUACUGAUGUAAAAAGCAAUAAAAUCUGGAAAGUUGGGGUGGAAGGGAAGCUUCUAUCAAUCAUUAGAAGCCCACUGUUCACUGCAAAAGAAUGGUACAGGAACUUGUUUGGACUAAACGGAAUAGUUUACCACCCAGAUGGGUUCCUGAUAGUGAUUCACACAUUCAGUGGGAAUUUGUUCAAGGUUGAUUUAACAAAGGGAGAGGAAGUGAAAUUGAUAAAGGUAAAGGGAGGGUCCCUUACUUUUGGAGAUGGGUUAGAACUACUAUCUCCAACUAAGUUGGUAGUUGCUGGGAAUCCUUCUGGGAGAUUAGUGGAAAGCUCAGAUGGGUGGAACACAGUUUCAGUGGUUGGAACAUUCGCAGGGCCUAAGCAUCGCUUGGCUACAGCAGCAACUGUGAAGGACGGGAAGGUGUAUUUGAACCAUAUGGUUGGAAUGGGAUACCCCAAAAAGAAGCAUGCUCUUGUUGAGGCAGUUUUUUAGAUGAUACUCUAGAGAAUUCAACAGUGGGGAAUAGGGGAUACGGGGAUCAUACAUUUACAGAAGAUUUGGUGUAUCUUCGCUUAUUUAUGUUUGGUUUUGUUUCGUUUCUUGUCCUCAAUGGUUUCCCUUGAAUCUGUCUCUGAACCUAACAUUUGGAUUUUAAGAAGCUCGCGUAGGUUACCCUGUUGUCUUGGGUACAUCCCAACUGAUCCAAGGCCUUUCUUAUUUCUGUUUUGGGUGAUCACUGAUAGAAGGCAUGAUAAGCACAUCUUAUGGUCUAUAUAACAAGUUUUUCUUAAAUU